Molecule: messenger RNA, 5079 nt
Organism: Lates calcarifer (barramundi perch)
Lineage: Eukaryota; Metazoa; Chordata; Actinopteri; Centropomidae
Product: A-kinase anchor protein 7
Exons: 11
Coding region: 427-1992 (521 amino acids)
Cellular component (GO): cytosol
Molecular function (GO): protein kinase A regulatory subunit binding
Source: RefSeq, a predicted model, not a curated record
ACAAACAUAAGCUGCUUCCGGUUAGUACUCCAAAUCAGCGCGUGUACUUAAAUACUAUUCUCCGUUAUUUGUUUGGACUUUUUCCGAGAAAGGCUGUCACCGACGAGCUUUCUGCACCAACAACAUAAGACCAAGCAAUCAAAAAAUGAUAUUCCGGUUACUUUUGCUAAUCAGCAGCACAACUCCGUUAGAGAUAGUUAGCUAACAGUUGGCUAGCUCACCAGAUGUUGUGCAGCAUGGCAGUUUGAUUCAUUUCAACAGGUGAUAGCUACACGGAAAGUCUGUCUCUAGAGGCGCCUCAGCGGCAACUGUCCUGAAGAUAGCUGAAGUCUCAUAUUUUGCUGUUAGGUUAACUGUAAUGUCUGCUUAACUCGCCAGCCGUUAACGUCAGUUUGUGCGUUAGCUAAAGUUUGUCACUCGUAUGUCAUGCUCCUUGGCCGCGUCCUGUUGAGCCUCAGGUCGACGUGUUCAGAAAGUGUUUGUCUACAGAGGAUUUUUGCUGCCAAUGAACUGUCCGGACUAUCAGUCCGCAAACUGCAUCACAUAUCCACCAGUCACUGUCAAAAAGUCAACACGAUUAAGCCAUCUGCACACCGGUCCGGACUUAAAGCCGUACCACAGAGCUAUCUGUAUCAGCUAGCAGUGUGUGAUAUGCAGCCAGCCAGUAUCUCCUAUGGCAAAGAGACAACUGCGGUUUCCUCAGAUGGUGAUGAGGACGAGGGAGGUGAUGGUGGUGAAGGUGUGGUUGGACAGGAGAGUGGGACAGAAGAAUUGAAGAUAAUGAUGAGCCCAGGCCAGGUGGAUGUAGUCAGCAUGGAAGUCCAGCAAGGUGCUGCUGACACUGGAGCCUCCACUGUGUCUACUUCUACAGGACCAAAUGAGAAGAAGACAAAGAGGAAGAUGAGGAGGGAGAGGAAGAAGCUGAUGAAGAAAAAGCUCCAGCCGGCCGAUACUCAGGACAAUUUCAUGUCCGAGCUUCCAUUUGCUCUGACCAGCCCCACCGCAUGGAAGGAACUAGGAUUCUCCAACACAGAAUCAACCCAGAAGAAGAGAAAGAGGAAGAGAGGAGACAGUGGAGGGCGAGUGGACAGUGAGGAGGAUGGAGACAAGAAGAAAAAAAAGAAAGAGAGCAAACGACCCAACUACUUUGUCUCCAUCCCCAUUACUAACACAGAGAUAAGCUCAGCUGUGACUGAGGUCCAAGAGGCAGUGCUUCAGCAGGAGCCCCUAUUGGCCAAAGCCAUGAUCCCCGUCCCAACUCUCCACAUCACGCUGUUGGUCACCCAUCUCGCUAAUCAGGAGCAAAUAGACCUAGCGGCGGCCGUGCUGACCCAGGUUGAGCCGUCAUUGGCUGAGCUGCUGGGUGGGCGUGAUCUGGUGCUGCCCUUCUCAGGCAUCGGUCAUUUCAGGAAGGAGGUGGUGUUUGUUGGGCUGGCCCCCGGACAGCACAGACACACACUGGAUAGCCUCGCAGAGUUGUUGCGGAGCCGUUUCGAGGAGCAGGGUCUUCUGCAAGGAGACAGCCGUGGGUUUGAACCCCACCUCACCAUUAUGAAGCUGUCCAGAGCAUCAAAACUACGAUCUCAGGGUAUAAAGCGCGUGGACCCAGCCCUUUACUCCAGCUAUACUAACAAAUUUUUCGGAGACCAGACGGUGGAGCGGGUGGAUCUUUGUUCCAUGUUGAAGAAGAAGCAACAAGACGGAUACUACCACACCGAGACUUCACUACAACUUGAUUUGGUUCAGAAUCCACUCCAUGCCAAACGCUCAAGUGGGCGUCGCCGGUCUGAGCCCGACGAGGCAGAGCUACUGAGGGUCAGCAGAAGAUUGGUUGAGGAUGCUGUAAAUCGCGCCUUGCAACAAUACAAACAGGAAACACUUCAAAAUGGGGGUGGGCCUAAUGCCACGGCCAUGCAACUCCCUGAAAACACUGAGGAAACUGCCACAAAGACAGACACUACCGCUAACUCCACUACAGACAACAGGAAGUGACAUCAUCAGACUGAGGUACAGAGACUGAAAAACCGGCCACCUGUAAAACAUCAGCCAGGCCUGGCUAACCAGAAGAAGAGUCAGUAAGCUCUGGGCAGAAAGCCUGAACCAGCCAACCAGUCAGCCCAGUUUGCUGACUAAAUAAACCAGCUAGCCAACCACAACGGCUAGCCAGUCAUGCUAGCUACAUGCCCACCUGACCUAGCUUGACACAGUGCUAGUUAAAUAGAUAAUGUAGCUUAAGAUCAGUGCUACUUGACCGUCCCAACAGGCCACCUAGCUAAGCCUGUUAGUUAACUCACUAACUCUGGUGUCCUACAUCUAACAGUAUGGAUACCGCCCCUUGAUCCUCACUCAGCUGUGGGUCUGCGUUUGCACGUCAAACCCCAGAAACAUAUGUGAAGCACUCUAGAGACACUCGUGCACAUGUAGGAUUCACUGUGACCUGUCACUCACAAACUGCCCUUUUAGAAUAACAUAAAUCAUGUUUUGUAGACAGCUUGGUUUACCAUCACCUGCACUUUAAAAAAAAAUGCUCAAUAUCCUCUAUUCCCUUCUGACUCUGUCUCUUGUCCUUCAUUAGAUUGCUGCAGGUGAAGAAAAUAUAUAUUAUACUUUUCCUUGAACAUAAUAUUUCUUUUAUAAAAAAUCAGUUCUGUCUUCAUAGGCUAAAGGAUUACUCAUCCAUCUCUGCUCAUUCUGAAGAAGAUAUGUGAAAUGAGCUGGUUUGACUGAUAAUGUUGUGACUGGUUAGAUUCUACAAACUUAAGUAAGAAGAACAGUAUGUUGGACUUUGGCCUGUGCAAGGUUUUUUGUUGUAUUUUGAAGCAAGUCUGGGUUCAAAGCACUUUGAAUUUAUACACUUCAGGAAAUGGCUCCUCUUUAAAACUUCCAGUUUUUUAUUUUACAUUUCAUGUACGGUGUAUGUCUGCACAUCCGUCUUUAUUCUAAGUUGUUUAUGGAAAGUGGCCCCAGCUACACUUUAAGUAUUACCAUUGUCCUGCCGAGGCUGCACUGAGACAAUCAUGACUUUAAGAUAAAUUCAGCUCUAAACUUUUCAAAACAGAAACUAUGCGAUACCUGCUUUUUAAAACCCAAUUUGGACUCUCCUCUGUUAGGUCCAUAAACACUCUGGGAAACUGUGCAUGAGUCUGUCUGUGAGGCUCUGUCACAUUCAUUUAUCUCCACUAAUAACUCUAAUUUUUACAAAAGAUGUCAGCUGAAUUUGAGGCACUAAAUUGGAGAUGCAACAUCACACUACGACACAGCGACAGCACACUACAAGCUGCCACGAAUGCAUUUUCUCGUCAUUAAUGCCAAAACCUCUAUUAAUGACCUGGGUGCUUGUCCCUUUGAAAACUAUUCAUUAUUUAUGUGACAGGCAGUUAUUAGCUAUUAGACACAGGCAUUAAUUUCAUAGCUCAGCUGCCUGGCUGAUCAUAUAUAAAUGUAUUUUUGUUUUGUUCACUUACUAUAUUGUCAGUUUCUUUUCUGUGAAAUACAGAUGAUUUAUUAUCUUAUUUGUCUUAUAAAUCCAUUUAUGAAUUGUUUGGGUUAAAGUCUAUGACACAGACUGAAGCCUGGCUGCUUGAGGCUCAGUGUUUACUGGGAGUAUUAUUGUUGAUCUGAGGAGCUUUUUGCCCUGUAGUACUGUACAUGUAAGAGCAGCUACAGCCAAGCAGUUAUUCAGAUGGUGAUGCUGAUAUCAGGGGAGGUUUAACACAGACAAUCGCUGCUGUCAGCUGAAAACCCUCUGGCUUCUAAUUUCACUGUCUUCCGUCCACUCAUAUAUGUAUUUUUAUUUCGUUUUGUUAAACGUGAAAAUGAAAUCGGCCUUUCGAGCGCUGCAUUCAAACCCACAGCUCAUGAAAUCCAUUCAGAAACACAUGGGCGCCCGUGUGAAAUUACGGGGAGAUUGUCUGAAUUUUUAAAAAACUUGCCAAGGGAUGAGGUUUUCCACUGACAGCAAGAUGACGAAGAUACGGCUACAAUGAAGGUUAUUGGUUUACUCAUUAAAUAUGUUAUUUUAUGCUGUUUAACAAUUUUAUUUAUUUGCUUCACUGUUGCAGCAGAAUAGUUGGCUUCCUUGUUAGAAGAAUCAAUUUCAUGUGAAAAAAAUUAAAAGAUAUUUUACUUUGAACUGAGAAAAAGAGCACUCAGUUUACAUUUGAAGGUGGAAAAAAAGCACAAAAUUUAGAUUUUCUUUUUUAAAUUGUCUCGAGCAGGUAAAUAUAUACAUGCUGUCAAAUCAAACCACCUCUGUUCAAAGUGGCCUUAAGUCACUAAAACAAAUUGUUGUGAUUUUUUUUGGUUGAUCUGUAAGUGCUUAAGGUGACAAUGCAUAGGUAACAUUUUUAGCCAACGUGAAUGACUGGGUGAUGAUUUGCCAAAGUCUCUUAAAUGUUAACCUGUGGCUAAAGAGUUGGAUUCUUGAGUUAAAUGUAAAAAUAAAAACCAAAAGACAGAAUUCAUGUUAUUGCUGUUAUGAGGUAAACCAAUUUCUGUGUACAUGGACACAGAGAAAGAGAGACCCAGUUCACCAGCUGAGAUUUUCAGCCACAUGAGGUUUAUUUGCCUCCAGUGCGAACAGGUGUGAGCUGGAAAGUGGGCUGUGAUCGCUGUGAAAUCCACUUAAGUCCUGUCACUGUGGACUCAUUGAAAAAUCAAUAACAAAGGUGAAUUCUGUCUUAAGGUGGACUUUGAGCGUUAUCGUUUUGAUCUUCUGUUGUCACCGGAUCCUUAAUCUCCUUAAAAUCCCCUUUAAUACGCAAAUUGUCCUGUUGGUCUGUAUGGUUAUUCUGUUCAUCUGUCUCUGAGCAUGUGUCUGUGUGUGUGUGCGUGAGUUCACACAGUGACGGUGGUGUGUUUGAUCAGUGGUUCCCUAGAGAAGUUCUUGUCUCUGUCAAUCAUGACAACUCGGAGCCGUGUGUGUGUGUGUGAGAACAUCUCCACAAGUUUGUCUUUUCUGUUUGUCUUUCCAUUUGCCCGUGUGUAUGUCUGACUGCGUGGGUGUGUUGUUUGUACUGUGUUGUAUAUCUUGUUCUGCCAUAUUUGAACAAUAAAACAGGAUAUGAGAUUCAAAACCAA